UGGCCGUUCCCUGCACCGUUAUCCCGCUCGCGCCUCUGUGCUCGGUCCCUCACUGCAAUUGUGCUGUUCCAGUCUGGUUUUAGUCAUGCGCCGAAGGGAACCGUGCUAGCUGGGCCCAGAGCUUGGUGCCCAGUGACCUCAGGCCAGUGAAGUCCUGACCAGUCCCGGCUUCUGUAUGCUCCGCCAUGGGAGUCCACUUCUUCCAAGGAUGGAUAUAAAACUAAUUGCAAGAUGGACAUGGAGCUUUGAUAUCCUGAGGAUUCCAUUCAUUACGGGCUUGCCAUAAUCUGCAGAAUACCCUUUGUGAUUUGCUUUUCAAUUAUUGGGACAGCUAUAGGUUUUUAAACUGUUAAGUCAUAUCGUCAUGGAUCUGAUUUCGGAUGGCCUGGAAGGAAUUGAAUCUUGUGAAAAAGCAACACAUCUUGGUUCGGAUCCCCUAAAUGAUGGAUGUUUAUUUGAGGUGGAUUCUGAUAUAUCAGGCUUUGAAAUUCCCGAGACACCCAGCCCUGUUUUUUCCAAGCAAAACAGUAAACCUUAUCAAGCACCAGCUACAACCCAGGAUAGGAACAUUGCUAAUGAUGAGAAGAAACCUAGAUCUGCUACUAAGAACACAACCCAUCCACCGAAGAAGUGCCUUGUUGUGACAACUGGGACUCCUCAAAAGUGUGCCAAGCAAUUAUUUGUCGAGGGCAAAGCCUCUUUUCCCUUUUUGCAGCAGAAGACUCCUGUUUGUUCAAAGCAAAAUGAAUCUGCCCUAAGUCCACUACUUAGUAAGAAGUCUACAAAAUCCAACACAGCUUCCACUUCUACAAGAACGGGUUCUGCUUCUAAAAAAUACUUGAAAGUACCAUCAAAAAAAUGUCGUGCUGAAAAGUUAAAAGUGUCACCCAAGUCAAGAGAUUCCAGUAUUUCUCUUGUCCAAACAAAUUGGGUUAACAGAAAUUGUCAUUCUUCUUCAACUGUUUCUAGUUCUUCACAUUCACCAGCCAUGAAAAAAGCCAAAACAUCAACUGCUAGUAGCUCGGGUUCAAGAAGGGCCAGCAACAUAUCCUUGAAGGAAAAUGAGUGUGUACCUUCAGUUAGAACUUCCUUGGGCUUUGUAAAAUCGCCCAUGAACACUUCAGUGUCCCCUGGCUUGAAGCCGGCAGAAUCUUCAGGUUCUGUGACGCUAACAAAUGGCAUAAGUGAUUGGAUUGAUCUCCUGGAUGACAGUACUGACAUAGUGGCAUCCUCUGCAUGGAGCACAGAAUCUCCAAUAGUAAUAGAUGAUGAUUUAACUGAUAACUAUGUUCGUUUUGCUCAACUGGAAGAGGAUGAAGCGUUUGCCAGACACCUACAGGCACAGUUUGAUUUGGAAGCUCAGUCUCCUGAACAUAGAAGUCAAUUCCAGGCAACGAGAGAGAACUCCUUCCAUGGGUUUUGUGGGUUGCCUGGUUGUGGGGAGUAUGCCGAUUUAUUGGCUACUGCAGACAUUGGAUAUUGUGGAAAGCCUGGAUGUAGGGAGUAUCAGCACAGGAAUGACGUGUUGGCUUCAGAAGUAAUUGAUCCUGUUCUACAUGAUCUGCAAAGGUUUUUUGACACAACUGGCAGAAGUAGAAGAACCAGAAGGCACAGCCGGCAUCAAACUACCUCAAUGUACUUACAUGAAGAUAUAAAUGAUGGCAAUGACUAUGAGUUCUGGGAAUCUUUCACUUUAACUCAGGACUUGCUAGCUUUUGAAGAAAGCCAGGGUUCGGCUGUUGCACAGAAGAAACUCAGUACUGCUGAUAUUAACCGAUUGCCGAUCAAGUUUUUUGACCCAAAAUGUGCUGCAGAAAAGACACAAUGUCAUAUUUGCUUCAAUGAUUAUUCUUCAGGAGAAAAGCUAAGGAUCUUGCCCUGCCUUCAUGACUAUCAUAGUCGGUGCAUUGAUCGCUGGUUAAAGGGACAUUUAACUUGCCCAAUCUGUAGAGUUGAUGUAAACCUGGAAUCUGCGUGAUGAGUACAAGACAGCCAUCAAAUCAAGUGCAAUAAUUUUCAUUUGCCAUGGAUGCAAAUGUUUACAUUAUUGUUUCUCAGGAUUUUACAGUUUCUACAUUUUCACUUUCCAAAGCAAAGACCAAAACAAAAUAACUUUAGAUUGUUUAAAAAAAUUAUGCUGUUUAAAUAACUUAAGUCUUGAAAGUUUACAACUCUUAAUUCUCAUUAUUUUAAAACUUGUGGAUGAUGGUUUAAUUCAGAUACAUCACUCCCAGCUUUGUGGAAAGGUCAGUUGGAUACCUUGAGCUAGUCUGCUUCAGGUCAGGAAGAAAUGUUUGAAUAAACUUAAAUAUUGAAUGCUGUUAACAGUUUCAAAUUGAGUAUUUGGGGGAGGGGCUGUUACUGAGCUUGAGUGUGUGUAUAGGUAAUUUUCCCUUUUUUUUUAUUGAAGCUGUUUGAGUGUGCAUCCUGGGAGGGAUGGUUGCAUAGUCCAGUGAUCUGUCCUUGGCUCUCUGUACAACCAAAGGAGGGGUGGGGAACUUGUGGAAAGCUGCUUCCUUGAUUAUAUUUUUCUUGUAAUUGUUUAAUGUACCACAGAUAAAUCACAAUGUAUAUGGCUAUUUAUCACCAUUUUAACUUGACAUACAAGUCAAACUUGAACAUAAUGUACUGAAUAUGUUGAUUUUUCAAU
Messenger RNA from Mobula hypostoma (lesser devil ray), 2650 nucleotides. RefSeq lists its product as uncharacterized. Lineage: Eukaryota; Metazoa; Chordata; Chondrichthyes; Myliobatiformes; Myliobatidae. The coding region runs from base 365 to 1978 and encodes 537 amino acids. The record is from RefSeq and is a predicted model, not a curated record. The transcript has 11 exons.